UGACAACCCAACGCAAAAACUCCUUCCUCUUCUUUUUGUUGAAAUUCGAAACACUGCCACUCACGUAUCCACAUUCCCAACGGCGGUCGUAACAAACAGCGAUUCCGCCCUCCGGCUGGGCAGCUUCCGGUUUAUUUCCGACAAACAUUUCGGACAUGUCCUGUCCGUCACUCGUUUGGCAGAAGUUCGCAGGUUUUUAAUAACUUCCUUCCCCCGAAAGGUGAUCUUCGUAAACGGUUCUAAAGGCCGAUAUUCGCCUUGUUUCGGCUUUGCAACUCAAAUUCCCCCAUGUGCUGGUCACUGCUCUCGGUCAAAUUUCACCACCUCUUUUGACUCCCCCCUUCCAAGCAUUAUCUUUUGACGAUUCGUUAGCCGCGCUCCACCAAAAGUUUUGCUUUGGAAGCCUCAAUACGGCUCGAAGGAGGUCAUCAACCGGCGCAAAGGAAGAGGAUCAGCGAUCAGUCGCUUGUCGACAACAUUAUUAAACGUUACGAUUGUCAUAUCAAGUCCCGGACUCACAUAUAGAUUGUCUCUUUGAGUCCGAACGACAGACUUCCUCACCGUCGCUGGUGGCCAAUUCUUUUCGCGCGGUAACAAAGAAAGUACUGUGAACGUCCGCUAUCUAGCGACCUUGCGACGACGACCAAAGUCAAUCUUUCGAAAACCACAACGCCAAAAGAUUCCAGGAGUGAUCAUCAUUAAUUCCUUAUUACUGGUGAUUCAAGUGGUAUUCUAAAUUUUUUAUAAUUAUCUGCCCUCCUAUUCGUGGCAGAAGGACGAGUGAAAAGAGUGGCAGCCAACUCGCCGACCUUUCCCCCACUUCCCCCGCCGGCUCGGGACUUUUGUUUACUUCAUCAGAUAACACCUCGGUUCAGCGCUAUUUAACCAACGACGUAUAUAUUGUUGGUCCUAUCCACUGUGCGGCUAGUUUCUCUUGUUCAUUACAGCUAUAAAGGACUUAAGUCGUCGACCCUGUGUAUAGCCGGAAAAUGAGCCCCUACAUCCAUCCAUCCGAAGCAAGGGCCCCCGGGGAGUCUGUCAGAUGUACCACACGGCUACCCCCCAUUCUGGCGUCCAUCGGAACCGUCCUGAUUGAUGCAUUCGACAGUUUGCCUCGACCUAUUGUGGACGAUAGCCAGGCUUCUUCUCGGCCAGCGUCCCCAGUCAUCGACGAGCGGGCGCCUCAACCACAGGGGCAUCUUCAACACUUAGUUAUUCCCGCCCGUCGCCUUCGGCUCUCCCCUCCCCUGUCGUCCCCGGCAACUUCCGGAACCUCGGGCCCUUCGACUCCCCAGAUGACCCUCGAUGAUAUCCCUGUUCCGAAUGCGGAAGAAGUUUAUGAAAUGCUAGGCGGUGGUGCUCUGUAUGCAAUCGUCGGGGCGAGAUUCUGGCUUCCUCCUUGCCAAUUACGAACUCUUGUCGAUCGAGCCCCGGCUGAAAAUGAUGACUGCCCAAAAGAUGUGGAGCAAAAGCUGGCGAAAUUGGGUAAUGAAAUAUGGGUUUGGAAUAGAGGUGAGGGAACGAGAAUGACAAGAGCAAGAAUACGGUAUGAGGGCGAUGUCCGAUAUUUCCAACCCGUUGUGAAGGCUCCAUAUCGGACAAUACAGGAGCUUUCUACUUCACCUCUUCUCUAUGCUGAAUAUCUUCACAUUUCCCCUCCAUACUCUCCAGAAAAUGUGGCUGUUAUCGUCUCUGAUCUGAAAGCUUUGCCGAAAGAUAGCUGGCGACCUAAGAUUGUCUUUGAGCCUACCCCCCCUUCAUGCCAUCCUGGCCAGAAGGACUGGCUCGAACACAUUCUUCCCGAUAUCGAAGUACUCUCCCCCAAUCACGAAGAGCUCUUUUCUUUCUACUCUAUCCCUACCAUGGCGACCUCUUCUAUCUCGCUGCGUCCAACAGUUGAACGCCUGGUGACCCAUAUUCUGCACGAUGUCGGCAUUGGCGCGAAUGGACAAGGUAUAGUGGUCGUCAGGUGUGGUCGGCUCGGAGCAUGUGUAGGCACCAAGAAAGGCGGAUUAAAAUGGUGUCCGGCUUAUUGGGAAGGUGAUGAUGUGAAGAAUGUAAAAGAUGUGACUGGAGCUGGCAACUCUUUCCUGGGAGGUUAUGUAGCAGGCCUUUCCCUAACUAAUGACCCUUAUGAAGCUCUUUUAUACGCCACCAUUUCAUCCUCCUUCGUUGUAGAGCAGUUCGGACUGCCACGUCUAAUGGAUUGCACCGAUCCUCUGACGGGCGAAGAAAUUUGGAAUGCCGACACACCCUCUCGUCGAUUGAAGGAACUGAAACGACGCUUGGGUCUACUAUAAUGUUUUCCCUACAUAUACACAUCAUGCGAGAUCGGUUCAGGACAUUUCUCUGCCACUUUUUUAGGAUACCGUUCAUUAGGUGUAUACCGUGAUAAGCCUCGUGGUAUCAUUAUAGUUUGAUUAAUAGAAUAUGUCAUAGCAAUACAACUGUAACAUCCACAAAAUAUGCAUGUCAACGUAUGUCAAAC
Molecule: messenger RNA, 2488 nt
Organism: Cryptococcus deneoformans JEC21
Lineage: Eukaryota; Fungi; Basidiomycota; Tremellomycetes; Tremellales; Cryptococcaceae
Product: expressed protein
Exons: 7
Coding region: 990-2300 (436 amino acids)
Source: RefSeq, a predicted model, not a curated record